UGGCAUUUUACGAAUGUCUUCAUUUAUCAGAAUGUUCGCAUAAAAUAAUUUUAGCCCCAUAGUCCUACGGCCUACAGUUUAUUUGGUGGCAUUUUAAUUCUCUUGAUUUCAUAUUAUUGUCAGGGUGAUCUAGAUCUAAUUAAGGCUUAAGGUAGUGUAGAGAGUGUAGAAUAAAAGUGAUUCUACCAAACAAUGGCCUCAAUUUUAGACCAGUAUGAAGAAGAAUCUAACAAAGCAUCAAUAAGGAGACCAAAUCAAGUUCCUGGAGAUGUGAUUGGUCCUGGAUUCAUAGAUGCUCGAUUAGAUGCUGACGUACCUAUUUUUAAUAAGAAGAAAGUCAAUUUUAAACCCCCUGACCCAAUUACUGACUUGGUGGUGGCAAAUAAUUUUCUUGUAAUAGCAAUGAGUAGUAACACAUUACUUCGCCUUGAUUUGGAACACCCAGACCAGCCAGAUGAAGUGGAACUGCCUCGAGCUGUGGAAGAUAAGGUUCACAAAAUUUUUUUGGAUCCCACUGGACGUCAUCUUAUUGUGUCUAUGAGUUCACAAGACAAUUAUUAUCUUUCUAGAAAUUGGAAGAAACCAAAACCAAUUGUGAAGUUAAAAGGACAUCUCAUAGAAUCAGUCGGAUGGAAUUGGCAAAAUGCAAAUGAUAACACAACUAGUGCUAUUUUACUGGGAACAAGCAAAGGUCUCAUUUUCGAAUGUGAAUUAUCUGCAUAUGAAGACAACAGAUUCUUUCAAGGAAGUAUGGAUCAGUACCUGAAACAGCUAUUCACUCUUCAUGGAAAGGUAACAGGUUUGGAAUUUGAUCGCAUGCCAUCAAGCGAUAUGAAUUUUUACAAGUAUUAUAUUCUUGCAACUACACCAGGCCGGCUCUAUCAGUUCAUUGGUCAAGUAUCACAAUCUGCUGAACCUCCUAUGUUCUUUUCAUUAUUCCAACAAUAUGAAUCAGGAACAGAGCACCCACAGUUUAUUGAACUGCCAGGGGAUUUUGGGUACAGUGAACUUCAUCUCUUUUUCCCUAAGUUUAGGCAACAGGCAACCAAGUUUUCAUGGAUGGCUGGUCCUGGUGUUUACUAUGGUGAUAUAAAUAUGAAAGGAACAGCUGGACCUAGUUCAAUACUUUCUAAUGCUAAACUAAUGAGUUAUAGAAAAAAUGAAGAAGAUAAAAAAACAACACCUACCUCCAUGGUUCUUACAGAAUUCCACAUGUUGGUCCUUUAUCAAGAAAGCAUGAAGGCCAUAUGUUUUUUAAACGAGGAAUUGGUUUUUGAUGACCAGUAUCCUGAUAGAGUUGGAAAACUGUUGGGUAUUUGUAAAGAUGCAAUUCGUGGAACUAUUUGGACCUACACAGCGAAUUCUGUAUUUAAAUAUAAAGUUACUAAGGAGGACAGGGAUGUGUGGCAAAUGUAUUUAGAAAAGAAUGAAUUUGACUUAGCCAAAGAAUUUUGCAAGGAUAACUUAAUGCAUUUAGACAAAGUUUUAACUAAACAAGCUGAAUACCUAUUUAGCAAUGGCAAAUACGAAGAGAGUGCAGCAAUGUUUGCACGAACCCAGAACUCAUUUGAAGAGAUAGCACUCAAGUUGAUAAGGCUCCCCCAAAAAGAUGCUCUUAAAAUGUUUGUCCAGCAGAAGCUCUCUGUCUUAAGACCACAGGACAAGACUCAGAUGACUAUGCUGGUCACUUGGAUGAUAGAACUCUAUCUAAAUCAGUUAGGCCAGUUAAAAGAACAAGGUCAAGAUGAGACCCCACAGUAUGAAAUGAUACAAGAAGACUUUAGGAAAUUUCUUGGACAGUCAAAAGUGAAAGAAUGUGUUAGUAACAAUCGUAGUGUUGUCUAUGAUUUAAUUGCCAGCCAUGGUGAUGUAGAAGAUUUAGUUUUCUUUGCUGUUCUCAUGAAAGACUUUGAACGUGUGAUUGGCCACCAUAUUCAACAUGAAAAUUACAAAGGAGCUCUGGAAGUGUUAACUAAACAGUCUGAUGUUGAACUUUAUUACAAGUUCAGUCCCUUAUUGAUGCAGUAUGUUCCUAAAGAAACUGUUGAAGCUUGGAUCAAACAAGGGAAACAACUAGACCCUAAAAAACUAAUACCUGCUCUAGUGCAAUAUGACCAUAAAAGGUUCAGUGAGCAAGGAAAUGAAGCUAUUCGUUACCUAGAAUUUUGUGUUCAAAAGUUGGAUAAUAAAGACUUGGCCAUCCAUAAUUAUUUGCUGUCUCUAUAUGCCAUGUUCAAGGAUGACCAUUUGAUGUUGUACCUACAACAACAGGGAGAAGAUCCAGAAAGUAUCAGAUAUGAUGUCAAGUAUGCACUAAGGCUUUGUGCUGAGUUUGAUCAUAAAAAGGCUUGUGUACAUAUUUAUUCAUUGAUGGGAUUGUAUGAAGAAGCUGUUGAUAUGGCCCUGUCUGUUGAUGUGGAGUUGGCCAAGCAGCAAGCUGACAAGCCUGAAGAAGAAGACAGAGACAUGCGUAAGAAACUUUGGCUGAGAAUUGCUCGCCAUGUAGUUGAAGAAGAAAAGGAUAUUAAGAGAGCCAUGGAGUUUUUACAUGAAUGUGAUCGACUAAAAAUAGAAGACAUAUUGCCCUUCUUUCCUGAUUUUGUAACUAUUGAUCAUUUUAAGGAUGCCAUUAUCACUUCUCUCCAAGAUUAUAACAGACACAUAGACAGUCUAAAAGAAGAAAUGAAAGAGGCUACACAAAGUGCUGAGGAAAUUAGAAAAGAAAUUCAAAGUUUUAGAAAUAAAUAUGCCUUUGUUAAAGCUGAAGAUAAAUGUUCAGCCUGUAACUACCCUCUGAUGUCCAGAGCAUUUUACCUCUUCCCAUGUAAUCAUAAAUUUCAUAUGGACUGUCUCAUCUCUGAGGUGCUACCAAGUUUACCUUCCUCUCAGAGAAGUCAGGUGGAGAGUUUACAAAGAAAACUUGCUGAAGGAGAAAUUAGUAACAUUCAAAAAAUUCAGUCUCCACCAGCAGGUAUUAAGGAUAUUGAUGUCAAGGCAAAACUAGAUGAAUUAGUGGCAUCAGAAUGUAUUCUUUGUGGAGAUUUCAUGAUCAGAUGUGUAGACAAGUUAUUUGUUGAAGAUGAUGAAUGGGCUGUGGUUGCUGCUGAGUGGGACUGAGAUAUAUUUUUUAAAUUCUCUCUUAUUGACAAGCUAUUUGUCCUACUGGUGCAGUGUUCCUAGACAAAGUAGCUUGAAAAUCCUAGAAUAAAAGUCAUAUGGUACUAGUACACGUGAUACAUAGUUCAGAUGCACGUGAUUAUAAUCAUUAAGUUAAUUUCUCUUAAUGUGUAUUAUAAUGGCUUUUCUUCAGUAUUCUAUACUUACGUCCUUUCUUUGAUUAGGCUUUUAUAAAAAAAUGUUCAAGACGUGUGCCCUUUUUUGCUGCAUAACAUAAUUUUUAUUUUAUUGUAAUAUUAUCAAUAAAAGAAAUUCAGAUUUUUAA
Messenger RNA from Physella acuta, 3442 nucleotides. Its product is annotated as vacuolar protein sorting-associated protein 18 homolog. Gene Ontology annotation, biological process: endosome organization; endosome to lysosome transport; intracellular protein transport. NCBI's taxonomy places the organism in Eukaryota, Metazoa, Mollusca, Gastropoda, Physidae. The record is from RefSeq and is a predicted model, not a curated record. Gene Ontology annotation, cellular component: endosome; HOPS complex. Gene Ontology annotation, molecular function: protein-macromolecule adaptor activity.